AUGAGCAGAGCUGUGCGUUUCUCAGAGUUCGGCCCUCCGGAGGUGCUGAAGACUGAAUCGGUCGAGCGCCCUGCUGUUGCGCCGGGUGCCUUCCUGAUUCGCAACGAGAGCAUCGGCGUCAACUUCAUAGACAUCUACUUCAGGACCGGCCUGUACCCCGCCGAGCUGCCCAACGGGUUGGGGGUGGAGGGCGCGGGCGUGAUCGAGGAGGUCGGGGAGAACACGACACACCCCCAGGGCCUCAAGCCGGGCGACCGCGUUGCCUACAUCUCCCCCGGCCCCCGCCUGCCGGGCUCCGCGUCCUAUGCGGAGUACUCCUCGGUGCCAGCGGCCAGCGUCGUGCGGCUGCCUGAGGGCGUCAGCGCGCAGCAGGGGGCGGCGGUGCUGCUGCAGGGUCUGACGGCCAAGUCGAUGAUCGAGGUGACGACUGACGUCAAGAAGGGUGCGCGGGGGCCGCGGCGUGGCGUGGCGCUCAGGGGUGACUGGGUGCUCAUCCACGCGGCCGCCGGCGGCACAGGGCAGCUGCUUGUGCAGAUUGCCCAUCAGCUGGGGGCGAGGGUCAUUGCCACGGUCUCCACAGAGGAGAAGGCAGCCAUAGCCAGGUCCCUCGGCGCCGAGGAGGUCAUCCUCUACGGCCGCCCCGGCAUCGACGUCGCCGUCGAGGUGCAGCGCAUCACCGGCGGCAAGGGCGCCUACGCGGCCUUCGACGGCGUCGGCCAGACCACGUUCGAGGCGUCCCUGGCGAGCCUGGGCUACCUGGGGUGGCUGGUGUCGUUUGGCAACGCGAGCGGCAAGGUGCCACCAGUCGACCUGCUGAGGCUGAGUGACAAGGGCAUCAGGCUGCUGCGGCCGUCCCUGUUCUCCACCCUCAAGUCGAGGGACGGCCUGUUCCUGGAGCUGGCUGAGAAACUGCUCGCUGACGUGGCGUCCGGCGCCGUCAAGCAGGGCGUGCACAAGGAGUACCCCCUUGAGGAGGCGGGCCAGGCCCACAUCGACCUGGAGAGCCGUGGCACCACCGGGAAGCUGCUGCUCAAGCCCUGA
Monoraphidium neglectum is the source of this 1041-nucleotide messenger RNA. RefSeq names its product NADPH2:quinone reductase. Gene Ontology annotation, molecular function: quinone reductase (NADPH) activity. Gene Ontology annotation, biological process: cellular response to oxidative stress. The transcript has 10 exons. NCBI's taxonomy places the organism in Eukaryota, Viridiplantae, Chlorophyta, Chlorophyceae, Sphaeropleales, Selenastraceae. The record is from RefSeq and is a predicted model, not a curated record. Gene Ontology annotation, cellular component: cytoplasm. Bases 1 to 1041 code for a protein of 346 amino acids.